Molecule: messenger RNA, 4527 nt
Organism: Misgurnus anguillicaudatus (oriental weatherfish)
Lineage: Eukaryota; Metazoa; Chordata; Actinopteri; Cypriniformes; Cobitidae
Source: RefSeq, a predicted model, not a curated record
AAGCUAAGUCUGCCCCGAACACAUUUAGGGUGCCAUUUACUGUGGAUAAAGAUGUUGCGUAGAAUGAAAAAAGUGAUGAUUGGCUCAAGGGAAUCAUCAGUCCAGUGAUUCCUGUCCAAUCAAAUCGGGCAUAGAAAACUUGCAUACUUCAAAACACCUAGGUGGCGCCAAUUUAGUUUAAUCAUGGAGGAGAAGGAGAGAGGAAGUGUGGUGGAGGCUUCAACAUGCUCAUUAUGUCAUGCCUACUUUGCUUGCCCAGACUGGUUGAAAUAUCACAAUUCAAGAGUUAUUCAUCUAAUUUUAAAAAAGUACUUUGAGUGGCCACUGACAGCACUCAAGGUUCCUCUGGUGAUCCUGAGACGGAGCCUCAGAAAAACAAAGAGUCUGAUAAAAAAGCAUUUCUAGACUUAAAGAAGUUUUCAAAAUCUGGACCUGAAAUGCUAUCAGAAACUGCAUUGGACCUUGACUUCAAUGGAAACUUGGAACAGAACCGUCUGGCUGAAGCACAGAAGCUGCUGGUGGCAUCUGAGGAACGUCUGUUUGGUUCGAAUAAACCAGCUAGAGCCGAGGAAGAGGAGGGAGAGUUGAUGAAUAACUAUCAAUGCUUCAUCACUCAUCUGGAGAUGAUUAUCAAGGACUCCUUCAUUGAGAACAACCACGAGAGACUCAAGAGUGCUGUGACUGCCAUACUUCAGGAGGAGGCACAGGACAAACGCUGGGAAGCACUGGCUGUGGAAAAACGGCCAUCAUGGAGGUUGACAACGUUCAGAGAGAUCCAUGACAAACAACUCAAGGAUGUUGUGGAGGAACGAAUGAAGAAUGCAAAUGAACAGGAGAAUGGGGCGGACAAGCUGUCUACUCCCUUGAUGAGAGAAGUGUGCCGACUGGGCAAGCAAAUACAAAAAGAUCUGCUGGUGGUGGUCAGACGGUUGAGGGAAUGUUACCCAUCAGACUUUGACAUUUGCAAAAUAUAUGCCCAGCUUUACCAUCAGGCUUUCUCCACCAGACUCCAGGAGCUGACCAGAUCUAACGUGGAUAUUAAGGAUUGUUGCUAUAUAUUAAGUUGGAUUGUGUUUAACUACCCAAACGAUGUGCUAAACCACAAGGAAUUGAAAGGGCACAUCGACCAAUCAUCGCUUGAACCUCUGCUGCCUGAAGGAACGCUUAAGAUAUUACAUGAACAGUACUUUUUACACAAAGAGAAAGAAGUCAGAAAGUGGUUGUCUAAUGCUUUUGGGAAAGAAUUUAGGAAAUGGAGUGAUGGCGUUGAGCCACAACUGAUGGAUGGAGUCUACUUCAGCAGCCUUGAUGGAGAUAUUAUACCGCUUAUUGAUUCAUGCAUGAAGGAGAUCAAAUCAGUUUUUGGCUCUGAAAGUAAAAACGAGUUCAUUUUAUGCCAGCUGGACAGUUAUCUAAAAGACUAUAGGAAAAAUCUAGAGGAAUUUAUUAAAGUUAAACAAGGAGGUGCUGCUAAAACUCUCUGCGCGAAUCUGGUUACCAUUCACCAGUUUAGGGAUUAUGUACAGAAAACAGAAAGUCUUUUCCCAGAAAAGACUAAAAGAUCAUUGCUGUGUACAUUAGCAGACAUCAAAACAGAUUGUCAGCAAUAUUUUCUAAGUCGAAUUCACACAGAACUGAAGCCGGUGUACCGUAAGCUUUGGACUGACGCCUGGUGUCAUAGGCACGAUAGGGUUUUGGAUGACCUGGUGACAGCACUUGAAAAUCAUUUUCAUAGAUUGAAAACACUGAAGUCUGUCUGUCGAGAGGAACUGCUGAGCGAGCUGCAUUUAGCAGUAAUGGUUGAGUAUGUGAGGCGAAUGAUGAAGAAAAAACUGAAGCUGAAAAAGAAGAAACAUCAGGAAGAAGCCGCUGAGUUCAUGUGCCAAGACAGCAAAAGUAUCUGCUCUACAUUUGCCAAAGCGGGGUCCGAUGAGAAAUGGCUUUCUGAAAUACUGCCAAGAUUAUCUGAGAUCCUGAGACUUCAAGACCCUGGGAGCCUGAAACUUGAGAUAGUAACACUAGCAAGAAUCUAUCCUGACCUGAGUCAGCAACAUGUUGUUGCUGUCUUAAAGCUGAAAAGCAACCUAUCAAGCUCGGAUCUGUGUGGGAUCAAAGAUUGUUUGCUUGAGAACAGGGACCAGCAGGAUGAUCACUCCUCACCUUCUUUCUUUUCCAAAGUUAUUGUGAAGAAAAAAAUCAGCCAUCCUCUUCUUUCUUUUCCAAAGUAAUUGUGAAAAAAAAAUCUUAUAAGUGUGCUGUUUUAUCUGUACAUAAAUGUGACACACAUAUCAGUAUUGAGGCAUUUAAUGCAUUGAGUAUGUCAUUUAAAAUCUGUUUACUCAGUAUGUGUAGCGAUAUUUGGCCUUACAUUAUUGGGUUCGGGCGCCAGUGGUAAAAACCACCACAGUAACUAUUCCAUUUUACUGAUAUAAACCUAUAUUAUUAGGCUUAAUAUUAAAUUGGAUAUAAAAAACAACAAAGAAGUAGCUUAUAGAGCUCGGGAAUCUGACUUCACCGAUGAAAUGCAAUGCAAUGUUUUGGUCAGGAAGUUGCGUUGGACAUGUAGACUGGUAAAGUAGCUGCCAAAGAUUGCAUUUUACGGACUAAAAGACGUUUAAAGGAACAGUAUGUAGGAUUGUGGCCAAAACUGGUAUUGCAAUAACAAAACUAGUGGCUAAAACUGGUACUGCAAUCACACAACUGGUGGCCAAUACACAACACGACAACAUAAACAUCAGUUGAGGGCUGCAACUCCACUUUUUAAAUGACAAUAUCCUGGCCAGACCACUGUUGUCAGUGAUAUUAGUAUUUGAAAUGAAAAUUAUUUCUUAAUGUCUAGUGACAUAUCAGGGCCAUUUUAUGAUUAAUUGAUAUAAAUUUCUUACAUACUGUUCCUUUAAAUAGCGAAAACUCUUGAUGUGUAAAUAACUGUCAUAACCGCAGUCACGAUCGGCCUAGAAAGUUAAAGGUAUAGCGGAGGAUUUUUUCGAAUUUUAGAAAAGAACUGCCUUCUCCACUUUUUUAAAAAAUGCAAUUGCGCAACACUCCUGAUUGACAACCAGGAGGACCAAUAGUCUUGAUGAUCCUCCCGGAAACAGAAAAUCCUCCGCAAUACCUUUGAGUUAAUCCUAAAAGUGCGAUUUAUUUUCCGCUUUCUCGGUUACAGUAACUUACGCUGAAACUCAGAUAUCCGAGUUAACAAAACGGCAACGCAUGGAUAGCAGAAGACAAAAAAUAAUAACCUUCAGUAUUUCCCGAAACAUGUUUUUUUCACAGCGUUAUUCACUGAUAUCUAGCUGGACAGAUAUCAGAGAUUAAUGAAGCCACACCGUUAGAUUUUUUUUACUAUUUUGUAUAUUCACAUUCUAUGUAUAUUCACAUUCUAUUCAUAUUCUGUAUAUACCCAUAGUAAUAUAUCUAUUUAUUGUAUACCUGUACAUACAUCUAUUCUGCACUACUACUAUCUGGACUUUUGGUUAGAUGCUACAUUUCAUUGCCUUGUUUACAUGUGCAAUGACAAUAAAGUAAUAAAUAAACAAUAAAUCAAAUCUAAAUCCUAAGGCCAAAAACAAUGUCUUUUUUGUUGUUAAAUUAGCGUUAGAUAUACGUUCGAUGCAUUAAUAUUGCUUCAUUUGGCCACAUACUAAUUCUCCGUUGCUACAUACUAGAGAAGCGUCUCCUGUCACGCGCGUAGCAUAAAACAUGGUGGAAUGCCGUGAAUAAUGUCGUGCGCGAUGACGUAUUGACGUCGAUUCCCGAGCUCUAUACUCGUGUAUUUGAUCUUCAAUUGAUUGCAAUGUCAAUUAAUACAUGAGCAAGCAUUAAAAGAAAAAAAAAAUAAGUCCAGCAUAAUAAUAGACUCCACACUUUAAUAGACCUUCUUGGUAAUAUUUAUAGCAUUUAAUUUUAAGGUGUAAAAUUUAUUUUAUUACAGUUUUUUACAGACGCUAGGACACAUUUCUCAAUACUUAGGUCACUUUUGCAAAACUCUUCACACAGUUCUCCUAACAAACUUUCAGCUUGGCAAAGCAGUUCAUUUCACAUUCAAAAUGCACUACAACUACCAAAACACUUUAUUCAGGUCUCAAAUCAACUCAUUCUUCCAGAACACAAAGGUUGACAUCCCAUAAACACACUUUGUCACCCUCAAAACAAUGACCUAAAAAACACUAACAACAUGUAGCAUUAUACAAUGUUUUCUCUGUUUAUAAUUCACUGCAAUAUAUGUUACUGGAAUGAAUCAGACAUGAUGCAGAAUUCUUCAAUAUUUUAUUUAGUUUAUUUUUAGUUUUUUGCACUCCAAGUAAUUCCAAAAUACAAGAAUUUGUAUACACACCAUCCACUGAUACAGAUAUAAUAGUAAUGCUAAGCUAGUCUUCUCCAUUUGGCCAAUUCUUAUUAUAGCAUUUAUUUUUAAGAUUUAAAAUAUAUGUCAUUAAAAUAUUACUGUAGAAAUGUAGCAAAUUACUGUCUUAUUCAGUUUUUUAUUAUGUUAUUGUUUUGAACAUAAGUUUAACAGUUUUGAAA